UGCAGACGUCCAGCACUUCUGUCCACCCAUGUAGCUCGAACAUGGCCAUGGGAGCGCAGCAAUAUUGCUUCAUGCUUAAUGCUUCAUCCUUCACACUUUGCUCGCUCGCCCCCUGUACGUCGAUCAGGAUAUGGACCGAUCCGCAAUUCUGCGGACUCCCGACAACACCUCCCCCUAGCUCCUCGGCCCUUCGCCUGCUCUUUCCAGCUGUCGCGUGCCCUCUCCCAUCAUGCUUCCAACGCUACGUGUAGGAAUAGGAAUAGUAUACGUCCUCUCUUGUUCCUUGACAACUUCGGCAGCGCCUCGCAUCUAGUUGCGCGGUAAUGUCUGUCCACAGCUAAGCUCCGACCACCAGUGGACAAUCAUGUCCCUAGUACGCUCGUUCACUUCGUUUCAAACUAUUACAUGGCGACGCUUUCUAUCCGUUCCACUUAAUCAACUUCAUUCUUUGCCACGUACCAGCAUCAUACCUACGACAACAACAAUCCCUCCGGCUCACAAGCGUUUCAAUUACAAUCUCCCAGUCACGCCAAACGACCAGCUUCCAGCGCCGCCUGAAGAACCAGAAGGCUCACGCAGGCGGAGAGAUGAUCGCGAUGAGCCCUUUAGGUGGGGCCCCACGCUAUUCAAAAUGUUCGAGGCGGCCGCAACGACCUUUGCCUCCGUCGCUAUCCUCGGCGCAGUGGGCUACGGUUACACGAUCUACUACAAACGGCUCGUCCUGAGCAAGAUCGAGCAUGCCUUCGAGCCUGGCGACCCUGUCCUGGAUCUAGCGGCCGUUGCAAAGCAUGGCAAAGAUCUUACGGAAACAGAUCACUGGGUCUUGCGUGAAGAACAAGAAAUGAUUGACGCCAUCGUCGCCGGUCGAGUCAAAGGCCAGUACCACCUUCUCGUUGGCGAGAAGGGCACAGGAAAGUCCAGCAUGCUGAUCGACGCCAUGGCCAAGAUUGACGGCGAAGGCUGCGCGAUGCUUGAAGCCCAUGCCGACCCGGAGAUCUUCCGUAUCCGGCUUGGUAAAGCACUCGACUUUGAGUUCCAUGAAGACAACAUCGGCGCGCUGUUCUCCAUCCGCGGCCCCCGAGACGCCAACGCCAUCCUUGACGUCGAGCGCGCCUUCAACAAACUCGAGAAGAUUAUGCUCCAGCGCCGUAAUCGAGUCGGCCGCCCCUUAAUCAUAAUAAUCGGUUCCACCCAUCUCCUCCGCGAUGACGAGCCCGGCCGCGACCUCCUGGAGCUCUUACAACAACGUGCCGAAGCCUGGGCAGCGGGGAACCUGGCCACCGUAAUUUUCAACAGCGACGACUACUGGGUUUAUGAGCGCCUGAAGCAGUACGCCACCCGCAUGAACAUCAUCCCCAUCCUCGACCUGUCUAAACCGCGCGCCGUGCAAGCCCUCAGAACCUACCGCGCAAAGUACUACUCCGAGAUCCCGGACUCGAAGGUACUGGAGCAAGUAUACGAUAUGGUCGGCGGCCGGCUCUCGUACCUCGGUCGCGUCGCCAAAAGUACAGACAUGCUCAAGACAUGCCAGGACAUCUGUCAGACGGAGAAGACGUGGUUGCUCAACAAAUGCUGGAUCCUCGGAGCGGAAAUGGACGACGAUGUCAUGGAUCAGCAAAAGUACGCUUCCGCCGCCAUGGUGCUGGCGAAAGCGCUGGUGGACAAAGAGAAGAGUAUGUCCAGCACCUACGAUCCCGUCAAGGGCCACAUCUUGCCACAAAUUCCGCUGCACGAGGCAAGGCAGGUCAUGACUCGAGCGGACUUUAUCCAGUCCUACGACAGCAUCAACGUGUUCACCAUUGACUCUCAUGCUAUGGUGCGAGCGGACAGCGUGCCGAUGAUGAACGCUAUGCGAGAUAUUUGUGGGCAAGAAGGCUUUGAGGACCACCUGGAGGCGACGCUGAAGAGGAUCGGGGACAUUGAGUCCCUGGGUAGGACAAGAGAGUUGACGAUUAAGGAUUUGUGGGAGGGAGGGCGGUAUAAGGUGGCAAUGAGGGAUGGCAAGGGUGUGGAGAGAGGAUCUUUUUUGGUAGAGACGGUGCCGAGGGAGGAGGCGGGGGAGGAGUAAGGGAAGAGUUGGGCGUUGGUAUGAUACCCUGUGUCUCCUUGUACAGUAUGAUGAGGUGGCUCGCGAUGAAGCUGCCACCACCUGUAACCUAUAUCGAUCUGCGCAGACCCUGCUAUUCGGCGCGCAUAAAUAUUACAAUUCUUCUGGUGUAAGGGUUGGAGCUUACUCACCGGAUGGAG
Molecule: messenger RNA, 2247 nt
Organism: Baudoinia panamericana UAMH 10762
Lineage: Eukaryota; Fungi; Ascomycota; Dothideomycetes; Mycosphaerellales; Teratosphaeriaceae
Exons: 1
Coding region: 365-2068 (567 amino acids)
Source: RefSeq, a predicted model, not a curated record